CGGCCUCUCUGUCUAAUGAGGUGGGAAUUUGGGUACAUGUACCCAAAUGCCUGUUGCAGCCACUUUACCACCUGAUAUACAUGCAAGGUUGUAUAAAUAGAGAGAUGAACCCCCUUUUGUAUAAAAGUUAACACGGUAGGCUCCUUCCUCCCCCUUCUCUUUCAAACGUUUGCUAUAUAGAGAACACACUCCCAGGUUCAAUUCGCAGCUCAAUCCAAGUAUACUCGAUUAGCUGAACGCCCAAUUGAACUAAGCCGAUGUCUAGCUAUAACUUCACCCCUGGCUCGCCAACCUCUGCUGAGGGCUUUGGCGAGGAGCUGCCACACCCAAAGCACGUGAGACGCUUUACCGGGUUCUCUCCUGCGGAGAUCAAGUCCAUUGACAGUGUGAUUCCGCUGAAGAGCCGUGAGACGUGGAAGAAGUUUGCCGUGGAGAACUUCACCGAUAACGCUGGGUUCGAGAAGGGCUUUGUCCGCCACGUUGAGACCACCCUUGCAAGAUCCAUCUACAACUGCGAUGAGCUGGCUGCUUACCAGGCCACCUCCAACACGAUGAGAGACAACCUGAUCACCAACUGGAACAAGACGCAGCAGAAGCAGACCACCAAGGACCAGAAGAGAGUCUACUACUUGUCGUUGGAGUUUCUGAUGGGCAGGGCGCUAGACAAUGCGCUGAUCAACACUGAUAACAGAGAGCUGGUUGACGCCUCUGUCGAUGAGCUCGGGUUCAAGCUGGAAGACUUGCUGGAGCAGGAGCCAGACGCUGCUCUGGGUAACGGUGGUUUGGGUCGUCUUGCGGCCUGUUUUAUCGAUUCCUUGUCCACUGGUAAAUACCCAGGCUGGGGCUACGGUUUGCGUUAUCAGUACGGUAUCUUUGCUCAGAAGAUCAUUGACGGUUACCAGGUUGAAACUCCAGACUACUGGCUCAAGUUCUCCAACCCGUGGGAGAUCCCACGUAAGGAGAUUCAGAUCCCAGUGGACUUCUACGGCCACGUUGAACACCAUAAGGAUGCCCAUGGUAAGGUCAAAUCCACCUGGGUCGGAGGUGAACGUGUCAUUGCAGUCGCCUACGACUUCCCAGUUCCUGGUUAUAAGAGCGAGAAUGUGAACAACUUGCGUUUAUGGUCUGCUGAGCCAACCACUGAGUUCGACUUUGCCAAAUUCAACUCUGGUGAUUACCAAAACUCUGUCCGUGGCCAGCAGUCUGCUGAGUCCAUCACUGCUGUGUUGUAUCCAAACGAUAACUUUGACUCUGGUAAGGAGCUGCGUUUGAAACAACAAUACUUCUGGGUUUGUGCUUCUUUGCACGACAUUGUCAGACGUUUCAAGAAGACUAAGCGUCCAUGGUCUGAGUUCCCAGAGCAAAUUGCCAUUCAAUUGAACGACACUCACCCAACUUUGGCCAUCCCAGAGUUGCAGCGUGUCUUGGUUGAUUUGGAAGGCUUGGAGUGGGAUGAGGCCUGGGCAAUUGUCACAGAGACCUUUGGCUACACUAACCAUACCGUCAUGCAAGAGGCAUUGGAGAAAUGGCCAGUGUCAUUGAUGGAGAGAUUGUUGCCACGUCAUUUGGAGAUCAUCUAUGACAUCAACUUGUUCUUCUUACAACACGUUGAGAAGAAGUUCCCUAAGGAUCGUGAUCUCUUGUCCCGUGUAUCCAUUGUGGAGGAGGCCUCUGCAAAGAACAUCAGAAUGGCUUACUUGGCUAUCAUUGGUUCUCACAAGGUUAACGGUGUUGCUGAAUUGCACUCUGAAUUGCUAAAGACCACGAUCUUCAAGGACUUUGUCAACAUCUACGGUGCCUCCAAGUUUACAAACGUUACCAACGGUAUCACUCCAAGAAGAUGGUUGAGACAGGCCAACCCAGGUUUGGCUGCUUUGAUCAAGUCCAAGCUUGGUUCCGAUGAUUACUUGAAGGACUUGACCCUCUUGAAGGAAUUGGAGCAGUACGCUGAUGAUGAAGAGUUCCAAAAGCAGUGGGCUCAGGUUAAGCUUGACAACAAGAUUAGACUUGUUGCUUUGAUCAAGAAGCUCACCGGUAUCGAGAUCAAGAACCCAGACGUGUUGUUUGACAUCCAAGUUAAGCGUAUUCACGAGUACAAACGUCAACAGUUGAACAUCUUUGGUGUCAUUGCUCGUUACCUUCAAAUCAAGAAGGCCUCACCAGAGGAGCGUGAAAAGAUCUUGCCAAAGGUUUGCAUCUUUGGUGGUAAGUCUGCUCCAGGUUACUACAUGGCGAAGCUCAUCAUCAAGUUGAUCAACUCCGUGUCCGAAGCCAUCAACAACGAUCCAGAUGUCGGUGAUUUGUUGAAGGUUGUCUUCAUCCCAGACUACAAUGUUUCUAAGGCUGAGGUUAUCAUCCCAGCUUCUGACUUGUCUGAGCAUAUCUCUACUGCUGGUACAGAGGCAUCCGGUACUUCCAACAUGAAGUUCGUGAUGAAUGGUGGUUUGAUCAUUGGUACCGUCGAUGGUGCCAACGUUGAACUCACCAGAGAGUGUGGAGAGGACAACAUCUUCUUGUUUGGUCACUUGGCUGAGCGUGUCGAGGACAUUAGACACGAGCACCGUUUCAGUGGCUACAAGAUCCCAGAGACGUUGGAGGCUGUGUUUGAUGCCAUUGAGAAUGGCAGCUUCGGUAAUGGUGACGAGUUCAGAACCCUCAUCGACUCCAUCAAGUACCAAGGUGAUCACUACUUGGUUUCUGAUGACUUUGAGUCGUACUUGCAAGCCCAUGAGCUUGUUGACGAGGCCUACUUGGACCAAAAGGCUUGGAUCAAGAAGUCCAUCAUCAACGUUGCAAACACCGGCUUCUUCUCCUCUGACAGAUGUAUCCAAGAGUACGCUGAAGGUAUCUGGAACAUUGAGCCAAUUGAGCAAUGAGUUAAUUAGUAAUCUCUGUGGGUGUGUAUGUGGUUUUCAGUUUAUAUAAAUGUUUUGUUUGCCUGUUGUGAGGUAGUUUGGGUUGUAAAUAUUGCUGUCUAAGUCCUCUGCCUACGUCCUCUGCCUGCGUCCUCCGCCUACGCCCCACAGCCUGCCUGCC
Williopsis jadinii is the source of this 3036-nucleotide messenger RNA. It is a transcript of the gene GPH1, whose product is annotated as glycogen phosphorylase. The transcript has a single exon. The coding region runs from base 258 to 2876 and encodes 872 amino acids. The record is from RefSeq and is a predicted model, not a curated record. Lineage: Eukaryota; Fungi; Ascomycota; Saccharomycetes; Phaffomycetales; Wickerhamomycetaceae. Gene Ontology annotation, cellular component: cytoplasm. Gene Ontology annotation, molecular function: pyridoxal phosphate binding; glycogen phosphorylase activity. Gene Ontology annotation, biological process: glycogen catabolic process.